AUGGUUGCCACUGUAUAUCGUUAUGUAUCGAACUGCCGACGACUAGCCAAAGAAUCCCCGAUCGAAGCUUUACCGACAAAUGAAGAUGAGUCAAAAAAAUCUAAGAUUCCGUACAUUGUUUCUCCACUUCGGCAGGAAGAAUACAUGUUAGCAGAGAACUGUUUAUGGCGAAUCGCUCAAAAUGAAGAAUACGGAGAUGAAAUCGUUAUUUUGACUCGGAAUCAGAAGUUGCCUAAGGAACGUAAGAUACCACUUGAACGAUCAAGCGCUUUGUACGAUAAAUCGCCAUUUUUGGACGAGUAUGGAGUAAUACGUAUGGAAGGCAGAACCGAAGCAGCAGAGUACAUGACGUAUGACUCAAAAUUCCCAAUAAUUCUUCCUAAAAAACAUCUAGUUACCAAGAAAUUAGUCGAAUACUUUCAUCAACAAUCCGCCCACGGAAGCCGAGAAAUGGUAGUGAACGAAAUACGACAGCGUUUUUAUAUAGGAAAUGUGAGAUCCUUGGUAGAAAAGGUUUCCCGCGAAUGCUUGUGGUGUAAGAUACAGAAAGCUAAACCUAGUAUACCCCGAAUGGCCCCUUUACCAAGACAGCGUAUGGCAGCAGGAGCUGAACCAUUUUCCUUUGUUGGAAUUGAUUAUUUUGGACCUUUGGACGUUGCGGUUGGCAGAAGGCGCGAGAAACGUUGGGUUGCUUUGUUCACCUGUAUGACCACGCGGGCAGUACAUUUGGAGGUUGCACACAACUUGACAACAGAGUCUUGCAAAAUGGCGAUUCGAAGAUUUGUUAAGAGGAGACGUAGCCCUGUUGAGAUAUUUUCUGAUAAUGGCACAAAUUUUGUGGGAGCUAGCAGAGAAUUGAAUGCAGAAAUCAAGAAAAUUCAUACUAACUGUGCGGACACGUUCACAAACGCAAGAACCCGUUGGUCGUUCAACCCACCGUCAGCCCCUCACAUGGGAGGUGUAUGGGAGCGCAUGGUUCGCUCGGUGAAAGAAGCUCUAAAUGCGUUACAAGACGGUGGUCGAUUGACAGACGAAAUUCUGUUGACAACACUAGUUGAAGCUGAAGAUUUAAUAAACUCAAGGCCAUUAACUUAUGUGUCUACAAACUGUAAAGAUGAUCCGGCAGCUUUGACUCCAAAUCAUUUUCUGAAAGGAGUCUCGGCGGAAUGCUUGCCACCUCGGAAUCCUGUAGAAACAGCAGCAGCACUAAGAAGCAAAUACAGCCGAGCUCAACAGCUCGCAGAUAAGAUGUGGGAACGAUGGUGUCGUGAAUAUUUUCCGGGACUGAACAAACGACCAAAAUGGUUCAACGACAGUCGUCAAAUCAAACCUGGGGAUUUAGUUUUCGUCAUGGAAGACAAUCAGCUUAUACGAGGUUUAGUUACCAAGGUGUUUAAAGGAACUGAUGGUCGGGUGAGAUCAGCAGCGGUGAAAACUGACAAAGGAGAACGAAAGAGACCAGUUGCAAAGUUGGCAGUGCUUGAGAUUAUUGAAGAGUAA
This is a messenger RNA of Uranotaenia lowii, 1500 nucleotides long. RefSeq lists its product as uncharacterized. Bases 1 to 1500 code for a protein of 499 amino acids. The transcript has a single exon. Gene Ontology annotation, molecular function: nucleic acid binding. NCBI's taxonomy places the organism in Eukaryota, Metazoa, Arthropoda, Insecta, Diptera, Culicidae. Gene Ontology annotation, biological process: DNA integration. The record is from RefSeq and is a predicted model, not a curated record.